Anopheles gambiae (African malaria mosquito) is the source of this 5047-nucleotide messenger RNA. RefSeq names its product capon-like protein. Gene Ontology annotation, molecular function: nitric-oxide synthase binding. The record is from RefSeq and is a predicted model, not a curated record. The transcript has 6 exons. Bases 820 to 4632 code for a protein of 1270 amino acids. NCBI's taxonomy places the organism in Eukaryota, Metazoa, Arthropoda, Insecta, Diptera, Culicidae.
CAAUCCGCUGCUUAAAGACGACGUGUUGGACGCAUGAAAGAGGAUAGUUGUGCUCGAGUGCGCCAUUUUGUCAUCGCAAAAGUAAUGCUAGUUCGUGGUACUAGUCGCCAUUGCGCGACCAUGCGACAGACAGGCCGUGUCGUCGUGGGUUUGCGCUUCGGUGUCCGAUUCGAAAGAUUCUUCCUCGAUGAUUAGAACACAAUAGUACAAGUAGCAGACGCAGCAAUGCGUUCGAUUCGAGAUUUGUGCUAGUGACGAGUGUGUGUGUGUGUGUGUGUGCAUGUUUCCCCCCUCUUUUGCGAUGUUAUCCAGCGACAGAUGUGUCCCGAAUUUGGGAUUUGUGUUGCAUCCAACAGCAGGUGCUGCUUUUACCGUGCGUCAUGUACACGCUUGUAGGUUACUAAACAGUGCAGUGUUGUUCAUUAUCCUUCCCCCUUUGAAGCAAAACACAUGCAAUCGUUCGUGGUGCAAUCGCCAAAAGCAAAACAGAUAAUUUAUGCAUGCGGCAAACAUCGAAAGAUCGCGAGUGAGAACAAGCCCUGCCCGAUGGCUGGACGAGUGCUUUGCGACUGAUACACGGCGUUCUUCAUCAACCGAGCACGGCACGCAACGCAUCACCCAGAAGCGCGUCAAAAAUUAUUGUGCAAAAUUAGCUCCAAAUUGCGGGCCUAUCCCGUAACGGUCAAUCAGUUACCGUUACAUCCGAUCCGACAGUGACAGUGGUGUGGUGGGCCCGUGCUGGACUUGGUGUGCAUCGCAGUGCUGGGUGUUGCAGUGGUGGCGGUGGCAGUGGCAACAACGACUGGAGCAGCAGUGAACAUGAUAAGACAAAAGUCGGAAGACUGGGAUGGCCCAGGGCCGAGUGGGAAUGGUGGCGGCGGUGAGGGUCUCACAUCGCCUGGGAUGAAGCGCAAGAACGAGUCCACCUUUCGCCAGCUACAGAACGACGUGAUGGGUAAGGCUCGCUCGACAUUAAGCACUCUCGGCGACGUGUGGAAGACGAGCAAAAACACGCUGUCCGGCAGUGGAGGAGCAGCAUCCAGCGGUGGUGGUGGUGGUGGACAAAUGCUGGAACAGUACCACGACACUGGUGGUGGGGAUGGUGGCUAUGAUGGAGGCGGUGGGGAUAUGCAAGGCGGAGUCGAGGCACAGUUCUCCACGCCUCCCCGAAGUCCCAAAUCGGCAAAAGACAAAAGCUCGCUUGACUUCUUCCUGUGGCCGAAGGGUAAAAGCAAAGAUGGAUCGUCCAAGAGCAGCCAGAAGAAGGAUAAAUCGUCCAAAAAUCAACCGCCAACGCCGGGGUACGGUGGUGGCGGAGAGUACGAACCAUCGAGCAGUUCGAAAGCGCGAGGCACCAAAGAACCGUCGGGGACGGGAACGAUUCGCAAGCCGGGCCCGGGGCCAGGUUCUGGCCAGGCACGGGGAGGACCACCGAACCACCAUCAGCAGCAGCAACAGCCCGUCACUUCCAGCACCCAACAUUACCAACACUCGUCUAGGGCGAUGAAGUAUCGCUACGACUAUCCCGACAGUGCCGACCAAGACUUUCGGCAGCGAUCGCUAGAUGAAACGAGCGAGUACAGUCGAUCGAUGGAGGACAACAUGACGUAUGUGGGUCGUGACGAACAGCAGGGAGGGGGCUCCGAUCGGUACGGCGAUUACUACUCCUCCGACAGUAAGGGACGACCAAAGUCUUACAACGAAAAGUACUCGUCGCAGUACUACGACUAUUCUCCAGGCUACGAUCACCACCAUCAAUCUUCCUCACGAUCACACCAACGAUCUCAUCAGCGGAACGAGCGGUUCGAGUACGACGACCAGGACGACCAAGACGAUCUCGGUAUGCCCGGACAGGGAGCGAACGUCAGCUCUACCAACGCUAGUCAAUCGAACUUACGCAAAUCUACCGGUGCCGGGGGAACGGGUGGGUCCUCUAACACGUCCUCCAAUGCCGCCGCUUCCCCGCCCGUCCAGAAGCACAUCCUAUUCAACGAAGAAAACGACAUCCUUUACUUCAAAGAGAACCAGCGUCCGUCCAAAACAAAGUCCCUGAACGAUCAUCAAAGCCGUGGGGUGGAUAAGCAGCAGCAGCAUCAGCAUUCGGGCACGCGUGGACCCUCCAAGUCGGCGUCAUAUCCCAAAGAUGGACAUCACCAUCAUCAUCAUCAGCAACAGCAGCAGCAGCAACAACAGCAACUAUCACCGAAUCAAUCUCUCCAGCAAGCUCCCUCUGCCCUGCGUAAAGUGUCCCGCGACGAACGACAACAACAGCAGCAGCAGCAGCAGCAACAACAACAAGCUCCUCAACAGCGAUCAGCACCGACAACUCCCUCUUCCAACAACGAACCUAACAUCAUACGAGCGACGCUCAAGCUGGAAAAGCUUUCCAGCACUGGCGCACCGCUUGGAAGUUCCGAACAGCAGCAGCAGCAGCAAACGGAUUCACCAAAGCCUAAGGGAAUUCAGAAGCAGUUCAGCACGAUUGUUAACAUGCCCCGGGGUAUGAGCAAUACUUUGCCACGUGGUGGCGGUGCCCUCGAGUACGGACAGUCCAAGCCGGACAGUCGCACCGGUACAAUCCCGGAGGAGCCGUCGAUCGGCGGCGGUGGUGGUGGUGGUGAUGGUGAAAAGCGCACCACCGGACGGAAGAUUUGCUUCCAGGAUGAGCCGGUGAAUGCGUCCGACCGGGUCAAGUGUCAAACGUUGCCCCGCAGUGCGGUCCGCAGCUCCGUACGGUCGUCGACGAUCAAGUCCACCACCGAACCGAACAUCGAUCCCAGUGUGAACGAGUACUUGGACACGGAUAUGACUUUACCGCGCAGCGGGAGUCUUGAUUCGGACCUAGAGUCACAAGCCAUGCGGAUUGUUCGAACCGUUGGCCAAGCAUUCGAAGUGUGCCACAAGCUGACCAUACAGGACAGCGGAGACAACCUCGGCGACGAUCACUCGGAGCUGUGCGAUGUCUCGGAACAGGAUCGGUGCUCGGAUCGUAUCAGCGAAGACGACGAAAUCAAAAAAGAUCCGGCGAUAGCGGCACACCACAGCGAUUCGCCCCGUUUGACCCGUCCGGACCAUCUGGAGCUGGCCCUGCUGCAGGCCCCGGCCUCACCGUCGUCACCGGCCGCCACCAGCAGCACCAGUCUGCAGCGAUCGUCCACAGCACAGGAAAAGGAACCGCCCGAAGUGGGAUCAUCAUCGUUGGCCAAAUCUUCCCCACUGUCGGCAUCGCGCGAAAUGACGAACCUGCGGGACCAGCUCGACCAGCAGCAGCAGCAAACGCGCCAAGUGCUGGCCCAGCUGAUGCUCGUCCGUGAGCAGCUAAUCUCGGAAACGAAUGCCCGCAUGGAAGCCCAGGCACGUAUCCAGCAGCUGCUGCAGCAAAAUCGUGAGCUAUUAGAGCACAUUGCAUCCCUCGGUGGCUAUCACGAACCGGACCGACCGGGACUGUCCGCAACCGCCAUCGGUAUCGCACCUCAGUUUUCCUUCCUGCAACAGCAGCAACAGCAACAACAGCAGCAACAGCAGCAACAGCAGCAGCAGCAGCAGCAACAGCAGCAACAGUUGACCGAACUGCUCAAUCUCGGGGCAGCCGGGCUAAACUUUACGCCCGCCCUGCAGCAGCUGCACAAGCUGCAGUCACUGGCCGGUUUGGUAGCGCCCACCGCGGCACCCACCAGCCCACUGGCCGCCCAGCAGGAGCUGUACAAGCUGAACCAAUCGCUGCUAACCCAACUGUCCGGUGGCACUUUCCCCGGCGCGUUCUAUCCCGGUGCCAUUCCGACCAGCAUCGCCCCAACGCAGCCGCAGGGUGUGACGGCGGGCGGAGUAGCCGCAGGCGUGCCAAACUUCAUGUUCACAAACCCGAGCGCGGCCGGCUUCGGGACCGGGUUGGCCGGUGGCUCCACCAGCAAACCACCGUCCGCUGACAGUUCGAGCAAAAACUCACCGACGGCAACGUCUUCCGGCUCGAGCCGGCUUAUCGGUGGUGGGGCAGGCUUCCUGACCGACACUGGCCAACGCUCGAACCGCCCGUCCUAUGCGUCUUCCACGUCCACGCUGUUCGACGAGCUCCGGUUAGCGCGCAGCCUCGAGAAGGGCAUGGAAUCGCUCCGCACGGACGACGAUGGGACGAGCCCGUUCAUCAAGCCACUGUCGCAAGUCGGCACACUCACCACAAUCGAUCCGGACGGCAAGGUGAAGGUGGUGGUACCGAUUAAUCCCAACGAGCAGCAAACGACAAGUCAGUCGACACAGCAGCAGCAGCACCACCACCAACAGCAGCACCAGCAACAGUUAGACAUUCCGGCGGUCGGACCCAGCCGGAAGUCGGCCUCCUUCUCCGAGCUGCCGACCAGCGGCGGUGCGAGUGGCAGCUCGGGCACGAGCGGCACGGCCAGCCGGGAGGGCAGCGCCCGGAACGUUUCGAUCCUGAAGGACAGCACGCGCAGCAAGACAUCCAUUCCCAGUCUGGUCACGCUCAAGGUGACGGACGAGAGCGGCACCACCGUCACGAGGAAGCUGCCGGCGACCCCGAGCUUCAUCACGCGCAGCACCAGCGAGAAGGUGCCAAACCGCAGCCAGAUCAUGAGCCAGGUCCAGCGCACUCAGUGGGCCCGGCACACCACCAAAUAGUGACCAAGGCGACGAAGGCGGUGACAACGGCGGGUGCAUGCGGACUCGGACCACAAUUUCUCGUUACAAUAUCCUCCCUCUCUUCAUCUCUCUCUCUUUCUCUAUGUAUCUAGUCGGUUUUCUAACCUAAAUAGCGUGUAAUUAUGUCGAAAGACACACCACCCGCAAGACCAUCAAUGACAGACUGGGUUCAGGUUUUUCGGGUCGGGACGGUCUCGGAACGUCGUUUCCAUCCAUCGCACUCGGUAGGAGAACGCAUUACCGUGUGGCGGCGAAACAAGCGACGAAGGAAGAAGAACUGUAAAUAUUAGCAACAAUUUCAAAUUGAACGCUCAUGAUGACACAAUAACGGUGAUGGUAACGAUGAUUAGCAAAUAAAGGUUCAAAGUUAAGUUAACAACAACAACAAAAAGAA